UCCAUCGCGACAGUUACGCGGCUGCUGCAAACCUCACGUUAGCCGUACGGUCGGUCGUGCCAGUAUAACAAUCAUCAUCAAACGCAACUCCGCACACCUGCCGGUAGUCGCUAUGGAGCUGUUCCUGAAGCUAGUUGCGCUGAUACUCCGCCUGUUCAAUGCAGUACUCGAACCGAUCCUGACGUGGUUCGGUGGUCCUCCCCGGACGGAACCAUUUCCGGUGAUUCAAAACGAGGUGUUGCGUGUGCCGGCCUCCGACCUAGCGGAAAGAAUACGCCAGCGCCAAAUUCGCUCGGUGGACGUUGUACGAGCGUAUGUGUUACGAAUUCGCGAAGUGAACCCCCUAAUCAAUGCGGUCGUGGAAGAGCGCUUUGAGGCUGCGCUCGGCGAGGCAGCGGAAGCGGAUGAGCGUGUGGCAGCAUGUGGGGGAGACGAAAAAGCACUGCAGGAAUUGGCCACAACCAACCCAUUGCUCGGUGUACCGAUCACGGUGAAGGAGAGCUGCUCGGUCAAAGGUCUCGCCCUCACCGGUGGCGUUGUGCGACGGCAAAACUUGACGGCCGAAGCGGAUGGUGAGGCGGUUGGAUACAUGCGUAAAGCGGGAGCCAUUCCACUGCUUGUGUCCAACACGCCCGAAUACUGUAUGGCGUUCGAGUCGUACAACAAUGUUACCGGUAGGACAUUGAAUCCGUACGAUCCGCGCCGUACCUCGGCCGGAUCGUCUGGUGGCGAAAGUGCGUUAAUCGGCGCUGGUGCCUCUGUCUGCGGCAUCGGCAGUGAUCUUGGCGGCUCGAUUCGUAUUCCAGCACUGUUCUGUGGCAUCUUUGGACACAAACCAUCAGCAGGAAUUGUAUCAAUCAAAGGACACAUGCCCGUCUGUGCCGACGCUCACUUCGACCAGUACCUUUCACUCGGACCAAUGUGUCGCUACGCAAAGGAUCUUCCAUUGCUGCUCGGGAUUAUGAGCGGUCCGAAUGCGGCCAAACUACGACUGACCGAAUCGAUCAACGUGGACAAGCUGAAGAUAUACUAUCCGCAAAAGCUGGAUUUUACCAUCAAUGCCGUGCCGAUUGCACCGGAAAUCCGGGAAUCGUUGCGCAGUGCGCUGAAAUACUUCCAGAAUAAGGGCACCUACACGGAACCGCUCAAUUUCCGCUAUUUCUGCGACAGCAUGCAAAUAGCCUCGACCGCAUUGCAAACGCUCAAGGAUGUACCGAACGUGUUUGCGGCUCAGCAUCCGAAUUUGCUCUGGGAGUUGGCGAAGGUGGUGUUUCGCCAGUCAGAGCACACAUUCGCUACGAUCUUCAUGUAUCUGCUUUCUGCCUCUAAAGCCACCGUUAACGAGAAAAACCGCGACCGAUAUCUGCAAAUGGGGGCUGAGCUGAAGCAGGAGUUCACGAACAAACUUGGUACUGACGGUGUAUUUCUGAUGCCAUCCUUCCCGAAGCCGGCCUUGCGCCAUUACGAAUCCUUCGGCCAUGUCACGGGUUUCAUGUACACGAUGAUUAUGAAUGCGCUCGGAUUCCCGGCAACGCAGGUACCCCUCGGGUUUAACCGCGAUGGGCUGCCCGUCGGUAUACAGGUGGUGGCUGGACCAAACCAGGAUCGAUUAUGCCUGGCGGUAGCUCAAGAGCUAGAAAAGGCUUUCGGUGGCUGGCAGUCACCCAAAUAGCACCCAUCGCACACUACUAGCAGGCUGUGCAUCGACGAAGGUGUAGGUGUUUAGUAUGGCGGUCGAGGUCUGUACGUGUAUAUUGUGACUGUAGGAGCACCAGGAAGCAAAUCCAACGGACAAUGACACCCGAUACCGUGUUCCUGCUUUCGACCGGAACAUUCCAACCUUUUUUUGUGGCCGUUGAUGACGUACAUGCAUAACAGACGUGUGGUUGGGUUUCUGUUGUACCAAAGUUAUGACCGGAAUGUGUGGUUGUUGUUGGUCAAAUAAACUUUUUACUUAUU
This is a messenger RNA of Anopheles moucheti, 1959 nucleotides long. Its product is annotated as fatty-acid amide hydrolase 2-B-like. The transcript has 3 exons. The record is from RefSeq and is a predicted model, not a curated record. The coding region runs from base 113 to 1672 and encodes 519 amino acids. NCBI's taxonomy places the organism in Eukaryota, Metazoa, Arthropoda, Insecta, Diptera, Culicidae.